UCCAUAGCGCGAUUAGAAGCCAUUGAAAAAAAAAAAGAAUUAAAUAAACACAAUGACUAAUUAAUUAUAAAACUAAGCUAAUUGUGUUGGACGUUAACAAGUGUUCUAGUAUGCUGUACGAGAACUGAGCUUAAAUAGCAACACGGAAGACAAUUUUGCUAAAUUUGUUGCUGAACUUAAAUUGAUUUGCCUUUGCCAAAAGCAAAAAAUGAAGCUGCCUACCUGUGCCUGGUUAUUGCUAUUAUGCGCCAUAUGUGGAACAAGCGCACAGCUAAAGUUGGAUGAAUUCGACUUACAAAAUCAGCUGCCGGAUGAGAUCCUAAAAACCAAUUUUAGCUACAAUGAUUUAAAGGAAAUGUUUCGCAACAAAUGCAUAGAAGUUUCCGGCGAGGAACGUGGACCAAGCGCUUAUGCUGAUAUAGAAAGCGGCUUUGUGGUGCUCAGUGAGUGCAUAAAUAAUAUUGUUAAUUAUACAAAAAUGCAACAGGAAAUACAGGAGGCGCGACCACGCGGUGAAUUGGAUGUGGUCUUCAAUAAGUACUGCAAGCAACGUUCAAAUGCCACUGACUGCUUUGAUACGUUUACGGCUAAACUGCUGCCUUGUCUGGAUAAGGAGGAACAGGAAAGUCAGACUGUAUUAAAGCGCAUUGUGCAGAGCCUAUUGAAUUUUAUCUGCCACAAAGAUGGUGAUCAAAUUGCCUUAUUUAUUGCUGAGGAAGGACCCGAGUGCCUUGAAUCUCAGAAGGAUAAUAUACAACAGUGCAUCAACAGCACAUUCUCAUCUUACUUUAAUAAUGCUGAGCUGCAAAAUAAUAUUAACAAAACCAAAACAAUUCCCAAAUUGGUUGUGGGCCAGAAACAGUGCAACGAAAUCAAAACUUUGGAAAAUUGCAUUGUGCGACACUUGGAGCACUGUUCAAAGAUAACACCAGCUAAUCUCAUAGAAUCCAUGUCCUAUUUCAUAAGAAAUGAAACGCUUUGUCGUAACUAUCAGGUAUUAGCCCUAACCGAUGCUAGCGCCGCCGCAUCAUCUCAUCAUUAUACAUUUGCCAGUCUUAUGUUAUUGUUGCUACUGCUCUGCAGCAAGCAGUUAUUUAACUAACCUUUUUUUUGUAUUGAAAUCAAUAUCUCUCGCUAUCUCUGUCUGCUUAUAUAAGUUUAAAAUUUAAGAAACUGAGCUUAUUUUAUUCUGCGUGUCAAACAUUACGUGUAGGCUCUAGACACGUAAUUGAUAUACAUAUGUAGCUUUAUAAUUUUUGUUAGUGUGCACUUGGCAGCUUAUAAUUGCAUGGUAUUAUAUUUUAUUGUAUCUCACUAUAUGAAAUCUCAGAACAAAUAUGCGAAUUUAGUUAAUUCAUUAUUUAGGGAGUUCAGGUAAAAAGUUUUUAUUGCGGUAUUUGUGGCUUUUCUAAAAAAAAAAAAAAAAGGUAGUGAACUUUUUAAGUAACUUGCAUAAUGGAAAUAAAGCAAUACAAAAAAAA
Messenger RNA from Drosophila busckii, 1481 nucleotides. Its product is annotated as 27 kDa glycoprotein. Bases 209 to 1102 code for a protein of 297 amino acids. The transcript is spliced from 2 exons. The record is from RefSeq and is a predicted model, not a curated record. NCBI's taxonomy places the organism in Eukaryota, Metazoa, Arthropoda, Insecta, Diptera, Drosophilidae.